ACGUCUGACUGGUUGAUUUCUUUUCUUUUUCAGGGCGUUUUAGUUCUUGGCAGUCAUGGACGGCGGGUCAGCAGAACCUGUAGGGGAGGCUGACGCUCCUCUGAAAGACUUCCCAACCAUCCAGACGGUUCACAGCCAGGACGCCAUGGUGGUGGAUCUCCUUCAGCAGGCAGCGGAGGCAGGCGGCGUGGUCCAAGGACAGACCACUGUGGUUCUGGACCAAGGUCACGUAGAAGGGAUGGUGGCAGCCGCCCAGUCCCAGCAGGCGCUGCUGGGCGCCGGCGUGGGGGUCAGCGUCCAACGUGGAGAGGUUGAGAUGAUGGUCAUGGACUCCCUGGAUCCCACGCUGAUGCAGAUGAAAACCGAGGUCAUGGAAGCUGCUGUGGGGGGGUCAUCAGCCACAGCUCAUCAUCAGGCUGCCGUGACGACGGUGGACCAGACUCAGAUCAUCACCCUGCAGGUGGUCAACAUGGAGGAGCAGGCAGCUCUGGGUCUGGGGGAGCUGCAGCUGGUCCAGGUGCCCGUUUCCGCCGCUACGGUGGACGCUCUGCAGCAAGGCACGUUUGUGGAGGCCACCGCCAUGUCGAAGACUGGAGACCCGGUCAUCUGCCACACACUGCCGCUUCCUGAGGGCUUCCAGGUACGUGGAUCUGCAGAGGGAGUGCUAGGUUCAUUAGAGCUUUUUCUCCAGGGUGAUUCUGUGGAGCAAACCAGCAGGUUCUGUUUUUUAUUACAACAGAACCCUGAAAGAAAGACGAGAUCAUUUCCAAUCAUGCAUCAGAGCCUUGAUCCCUGCCUUCCUGACUGCUUAUAGAGAGGCUCCGACUAG
Cyprinodon variegatus (sheepshead minnow) is the source of this 829-nucleotide messenger RNA. RefSeq lists its product as uncharacterized. The transcript is spliced from 5 exons. Bases 56 to 814 code for a protein of 252 amino acids. Lineage: Eukaryota; Metazoa; Chordata; Actinopteri; Cyprinodontiformes; Cyprinodontidae. The record is from RefSeq and is a predicted model, not a curated record.